Messenger RNA from Puntigrus tetrazona (Sumatra barb), 2070 nucleotides. It is a transcript of the gene psip1a, whose product is annotated as PC4 and SFRS1 interacting protein 1a. Bases 170 to 1495 code for a protein of 441 amino acids. Gene Ontology annotation, biological process: regulation of transcription by RNA polymerase II. The record is from RefSeq and is a predicted model, not a curated record. The transcript is spliced from 14 exons. Gene Ontology annotation, molecular function: double-stranded DNA binding; transcription coregulator activity. Gene Ontology annotation, cellular component: nucleus. Lineage: Eukaryota; Metazoa; Chordata; Actinopteri; Cypriniformes; Cyprinidae.
GAAGAAGAAAAAGAAGCCGAAGAAGAGCAGAACGGGCCAUUGCGGAGAGUGUUGCCAAGUCCGCGGGAUAAUACCACUUCAAACUGUUUCCGCGGGUAGAGAAGAGAAGAGAUACAGACAGCACAAUUGUCGGAGAUCUUUCCUAAAUAAACGGAGGAUCUGUCUGGAUAUGGCUCGGGAUUUCAAACCUGGUGAUCUGAUUUUUGCUAAAAUGAAGGGUUAUCCCCACUGGCCUGCAAGGAUUGAUGAGAUUCCAUACGGAGCUGUCAAACCAUCAAACAUAAAGUUCCCUAUCUUCUUUUUUGGCACUCAUGAAACAGCAUUCUUAGGUCCAAAAGACAUAUUUCCCUAUUUGCCUAAUAAAGAAAAAUAUGGCAAACCUAACAAAAGGAAAGGCUUUAAUGAAGGCUUGUGGGAAAUUGACAACAAUCCUAAAGUGGAGCUUAACGGACAUAAGAUAAUGAAUGCUGAAGCAGGCUCUGUUAAGGACUUAAGCAGCUGUCAAGACGGGGGUGAUGAGAAGAGGGGAAUGUCUGCUCAAGGCACUGGCAGUGAGGAUGACGAGGAUGAGGAGGAGGAGGAGGAGGAGGAGGAAAAGGAGGAGGAGGAGGAGGAGGAAAAGGAGGAGGAGGAGGAGGAGGAGGAGGAGGAGAAGGAGAAGGAUGAUUGUGACAUGGAGGUUCCUGAUCAGGGACAUAAGAAAGAUGAAGACCUAUCACAGAAAGAUUCCACAAAUGUCUCAGCCAAAGAUAAAAGAGGAAGGAAGAGAAAGAUUGAAGCUGGACGAGACUCUGAUACAGAAAACUCAAGUCCCACUUCAAGUGCUCCUGGGUUAGAUUUAUUAUCACCAGGUGGAAAAGUUCCAUUACUAAAGCGCAGAGGAAGAAAACCUAAAAUGGAGAAAUCAAUGCUGCUGCAACAACGAGGUUCAAAGGAGCCACUGAGGUUAGCAAAAGAUGGAAAGAGAGAUGACAGAAAAGGAGACAAGAAAAAGGACAUUUCUGCAGAGUCCAGACUGCAGAAGUUGCAUGGCGAUAUCAAAACAUCUUUGAAGAUUGAUAAUCUUGAUGUGAGGAAAUGUUUAGUUGUGUUGGAUGAGUUGAGUUCAUUGCAUGUUACUACUCAGCAUCUUCAGAGACACUGUGAACUCAUAGCAACUCUUAAAAAGAUCCGCAGAUUCAAAGCCAGCCAGGAUGUGAUGGACAAAGCCACAAUGCUUUAUAAUAAGUUUAAAAGCAUGUUUUUAAUGGGGGAAGGAGAGUCAGUGCUCAGUCAAGUGCUCAAUAAAAGUUUGACUGAACAGAGACAGUUUGAAGAGGCCAAGAGGGGAGUGCUUAAAAACACAGAACAGAGCAAAGAGCAGAAAGAUACCAGGAUUUUGAAUGCAGACUUCAACCCCGAAGAGAAUGCUGAGACAGCAAAGGACAUAUCAAGAGAGAAUCUUAUCUGUGGUGAAAAACAAUCACAUCUUCAUGACAAGUCAAAAGAUGUUUAAACUAUUUACCACAGCAGUCAGGCAAAAAUAUUCUAUUCAUAGUGUGACUAAUGUGACGGUGUUUCUGUCUGAAGAUGUUUGUUCACCAAAAAAAGCCACAAAUCUCAGCUGCCCAACAGAAUUUUAUUUAGUAUUUCCAGAAUCUUACAGAUAUUUUUUGCACAAUCCUUUUCCCUCCAUUCUGUAAAGACAAAGAUACUUUCCUGAAUGGAAUUUAAUCUAAAGAACUGUUUUUAGUUAUUUCAAUCCAGAGAGCUGUUAGAAUUACUGUUCACCAGUACAACCAUGAUAAACCUUUAAAGAAAAAUGUAAAGAAAGCUAUUUUAUAGUAGUUGCAAAUAGUUGAUUUAAUUUCAAUAUAUUUGUGAUGUUUACCAUACUUAGUUAUUAGCAUGUUAAAUUCAAGUUUUAGCUUGAUUUUGUUGUUGCAUCUUGUCUUCCAAGUUUAUUUUAAUAGUCAAGUUUAGUUGAUUCUUGCUUGAUGCACCAUUUAUGUUCACCAAACUGUUGUCAAAAAACUUGUUUUAGUCUUAAUAAAGUUUACCUCAGAACCACUUCUCUAAUACCAAACAUAA